AUGCUUGGAUUGCUCCGUGUCCGCAUCCGAAAGGGAAGGCACCUCGCCGUCCGCGAUGUCGGCCGUAAAAGCAGCGACCCCUACGUCGUUCUCACCUUAGCCCAGCAGGCCAAGAAAAAAAAAACAUGGCAUCCAAUUGACUUUUGUCUUAAAUUUUUUGGGGGUCUUUUGUUGAUGCAGAAGUUGAAAACUAAGGUGGUGAAGAACAACUGUAACCCGGAUUGGAACGAAGAGCUCACCCUUUCCAUCAGGGACACUAAUUUCCCCAUCUUACUUACGGUGUUUGACAAGGAUACCCUGACGGCUGACGACAAAAUGGGAGAGGUGAACAUAGACCUGAAACCCUUUGUGGCUGCACACAGGAUGGGACUGAAAAACCUCCCCAACGGCUGCUCCAUCAAGAGGGUCCAGCCCACCAGAGAGAACUGCCUCGCCGAUGAGAGCCCCAUUACCUGGAACGAAGGCAAGAUCCUCCAGGACAUGGUUCUCAAGCUCCAGCACGUCGAAUCUGGCGAGGUUCACGUCCAGCUCGAGUGGAUUGAUGUUCCUGGUUGCAAGGGACUCACUCAUGGCCAUGCCCCCGAGUCCAGCACCACCAUAUAA
Messenger RNA from Linum tenue, 603 nucleotides. The record is from the annotation of a GenBank genome assembly. Lineage: Eukaryota; Viridiplantae; Streptophyta; Magnoliopsida; Malpighiales; Linaceae.